CGACUCAACCCCAGUACUUUCUCGAUAAGCAGCCAUGUUUCUUCCUGAAUUAAAACGAACAAAAGUAUGAAGAUAGUGCACUUUACUUUCCGUCGUUUCUUUAGUUGUUUCUCCUUUUUAAUUACUUUUAUAAAGAAAAUUUUAUUUAGAGGCCGUCAGAGAAAGUCUAGCCAGGGCGAUAAGGAUAGCAUACCAACUUCAGUGACUGUGAGCCGAGACCAGCAGUUAGAAGGUGAAGAGCAAUGGGAGGAAUGGGAACAAAUGGAGGAGUUCAGUGUGAAAGUUGAACCAGCUUCUGAUCCACAGCAGGAUCCAGCAGAGGAAGAUCUCUUCCGUGACAUGACACCUGUCUUUCAAAAACCAAAGAAGAUUGUUCUCAAGAAGAAUAAAGGUUACCCUGAUGGUGGUUAUAAUACACGCCCAGAGACUACGCCAAGUCGUUUUAACUUUGAUACGAGUUAUAGCCCUGUAGAGCCUGAGCUUGGUACUUGGAAUGAUGAGUCUACUUCAGUAUGGGAUGAAGAAGCUGUUUCUGAGAAAGACAUUGAGUGGGAAACAGAAAAAUUAGUGAAAGAAAGAAAACAGGCAGAGAGAGAACGACGUGCUCUGGAACAACAAAGAAGAAGAGAAGAGAGGGAAGCACUGAAGCACAUGGACAAAAAAACACAAGGACAUCUUGGAGUCAGACUCUCUACAUAACAUUGUAACAAAAGGAUUGUACCAAAUGGAUGCAGGAUUCUUGUGUCUGGGCCUUAUAACUUAAUGUAAUAAGUUACUCUUUUACUGCCAGUGAGUUAACAGUAUUAAAUUUCUCCUUACAAUUUAAAUAUACUAUCAAGCUUAAUGGUUGUGAGAAUUUAGAAAAUAAGGAAGGAGAUGGGCCUGAUAUUACAUUAAGUUAUCAGUGAUGGCCACCAAAAUAAGUUUGUGGCUUCCAUUGAGAAAGAUAGUUUUGAGAUCUUAAGAGUGCAAAGGACAACAUAGCUUCACACCUUUGAGUUGGUCUCUACUGAUAACAUGCAAAGAGUUUCAAAGGAGUAUUUUAAUGGAGAAGAGGGUGGGGUUUAAGACCCUGAUUAGAUUGCUGGAAAUGUAGAUUGUGGAUGGAAUUCUUGGCUUGUUUACUGCAGUCAAAUUGGUCAGUGACCCUGCUAAAUGGUAGUUACAAAGAAAGGAGUGUUGUUUGAUAAUUUGGUCCAUUUUUUUGGGCGUGAAGUUUGCAACAGUAGGAAGAAGGUGAACAUUGGUGCAUAUGUAACUUGAUAAAGAAGAGGGAAGGGCUAGUUAGCAAAAUUAUGAAAACAGGUUUUGAAAAUAAACAUUUGAUGAAUGACUUGU
Messenger RNA from Pocillopora verrucosa, 1338 nucleotides. RefSeq names its product receptor-binding cancer antigen expressed on SiSo cells. The record is from RefSeq and is a predicted model, not a curated record. Gene Ontology annotation, cellular component: secretory granule. Lineage: Eukaryota; Metazoa; Cnidaria; Anthozoa; Scleractinia; Pocilloporidae.